GACCUGAAAUGUAGAGAUGUUGAGAGCAGUGAUUGUAAUAAAACAACCAAUGAACAWAAGUUAGAUUUGCACUGUGAAAGUGGCUCAAAACUGACACAAGAAAAAGUUAACAUUGGAUUCAGCACUGCUGGCGCAAUUGUUCAAUCAAACGACGAAAACCUGAAUGGGUCUGUGAAACUCCCCUUGUAUGACAAUUGUAAUUUGGAGUCUGAGAAAGCAGAAGGGAAGAAAAAGCCCCAUAAAAGGUCAAAGCAUCAGUGUCGAUUCUGCAAUAAACGUCUGUCCAGCCAACACAGUUGUAUCAGACACGAGAGACGGUUACACACAGGAAUCAAGCCCCACAAAUGUCAACAAUGUGACAAAGCUUAUACAUCAUACUGGGAACUGAAAAUGCACAAUUCACGACAUCAYGAAGCCAGGAACCAUCAUUGUCACUUGUGCAACAGAUCAUUCAGAACCYUGUGCCUUUUACAAUGGCAUGAACGUCGACACAAUCCAGAUUAUUCCCAUCCUUGUCGUCACUGCGAAAUGGAGUUCAAAUCAUACAAAGAGCGCAUCCAACAYGAGCGAACACAUCAUGAUGAAACAGUCCAGUGCAGAUUCUGCGAAAUGGUUUUAUUGAAUGAUACCACUCGCUUGAGACACGAGCGAAGGUUGCAUACCAGUAGACCCUAUAAGUGUACACARUGUCMWAAGRCAUACGCAUACCCAUGGGAACUCAAAAGACACUUAAGCUCUGCUCACAAACCUGGAUCGAAGCCUCUUCCUUCUGAUGUUGWACAACAAGAUGAUGAAAAACACGAACUCAAGAGACUAAAGUGUCGAUUUUGCGAUAAGACUUAUGCUAAUAGGCGAACAAGGAAAUCUCAUGAGCAUACUCACACCGGCUCAAAACCAUACAAGUGUCAAUAUUGCGUGGAAUCUUUUAGAACGUACAAAAUGUGCAAAAGUCAUGAAUGCGUCCAUACCGGAGUGAAGCCUUACCAAUGCAAGUUCUGUGAGCGAUCUUUCACGGAUUGCGGGCAUUGGAAGAUUCAUGAGCGAUCACAUACUGGGGAGAAACCUUACUUGUGUCAGUUCUGCGGUAAAGGGUUCGUUGGGUCAAGUCAGUGUAGAAAUCAUGAGCGCAACGUACAUUCUGGAGCUCCGAAAAAGAAGGGGAGGCCGAAGAAGAAGAAAGAAACAGGGUCGUAGGCAAAGGGGAACCACAGAGUACGCGGGUACCCUGUGUUAUAGUAUAACUGAUACAUCAUCAUCAUCAUCAUCAUCAUCAUCACCAUCAUCAUCAUCAUCAUCAUCAUCAUCAUCAUCAUCAUCAUCAUCAUUGAUUAAGUACUAUAUUUAAAUAUAUGAUUAUUUUAGAUUGAAGAAUGUAGAGCUGCUACCUGCAAUACUCAUGGAACUCAUGGAGUACAUUAAUGAGUUGAGGGGAGAGAGAACAAUAAACAACAAUUCAAGUUGGAAUGAAAAAUUCCAAACAAAUUCCAUGUCAUGCAUUAGGAAUAUACGGUUACGCUUUAAAAAUUUUAUUUUCUUACCCGUUAUAUUCAAAACAUUUUAUGGAAAAAUCAAAUUAAAGUAG
This is a messenger RNA of Exaiptasia diaphana, 1582 nucleotides long. RefSeq names its product zinc finger protein 431-like. Lineage: Eukaryota; Metazoa; Cnidaria; Anthozoa; Actiniaria; Aiptasiidae. The record is from RefSeq and is a predicted model, not a curated record. Bases 391 to 1194 code for a protein of 267 amino acids. Gene Ontology annotation, biological process: regulation of transcription by RNA polymerase II. The transcript is spliced from 3 exons. Gene Ontology annotation, cellular component: nucleus. Gene Ontology annotation, molecular function: DNA-binding transcription factor activity, RNA polymerase II-specific; RNA polymerase II transcription regulatory region sequence-specific DNA binding.